UGUAUCAGAAAUUUAUCAAGCAUGGUGGACAGUGUGGGUAAAGUUGUUUUGCCAGGAGAGAAUUUAACCAAUUUAUUAGGAUCAGACUCAACUUUGAAAGUAGUGCUUGGUCCAGGAAUACGACAGGAGACAGAUUUAGUGAUCGUGUCAAAACCUGGCGUCUUAAAGUUUAAAGAGCCAAAUAUAUAUUGGGUUGACAGUUUUCAAAAGCGGUAUAUUCCUCAAAGAGGAGACUCUGUCAUUGGCAUUAUAACUACAAAGGCUGGUGAUGUCUUUCGUGUAGAUGUUGGUGCCAGUGAAUUGGCAACAUUACCAUAUUUGGCUUUUGAGAGUGCUACAAAAAGAAACCGACCAGAUGUUAAGGUUGGUGACAUAGUUUACUGCAAGUUUUUAGUAGCUAACAAAGAUAUGGAACCAGAGCUUGUUUGUAUAGAUGGCAGUGGUAAGAGUGCCGGACUUGGUGUUAUUGGACGAGAUGGAGGAAUGUUGCUGCAGGUCCCCAUUAAUUUGGUGCAGAAAGUGUUGAGUCCAGAGUGUGUUCUAUUCAAGACACUUGGAAAGAAUUUAAAGUAUGAGGUUGCUGUAGGAAUGAAUGGACGUAUUUGGAUUAAGUGUCACACUGUGAUGGAAACUAUCGCUGUAGCUAAUGCCAUCAGUGUUUCACAACACAUGACUAACCAAGACAUUCAGAAAAUGUGUUCACAGAUGGCAGAUUCUUUAGUAGGAUUUUAAUGUGAUACAGUUUAUUGCUUUUUGUUGUUUCUGUUUUUAUGUAUUGAAGAUGUAUUUUUUAAACUAUAUGAUUGGCAGCUUAAAUGAUUCAACAAACAAAUCUUUUGAAUUUACCCACUGGUAUUCAUAUCAAGUAGUUGAAGGUUUGUUUCCAAUUAAACAAACAACUCAAGUUGUCUUUUCAAUUUCCUUCUGACCUUGAAACAAUUCACUAAAUUUUUGUUGUUCUCAAUGCAAACCAUGUUCUACCCAGGUAUUUUGAUUAGCUCGUUCAUUCUUUUGUGAAAAGGUAAUGGUCAUGGUAAUGCUUUCACUUCAUUGUUUUCAUGACAUGAUAUUAAUAAAUCUUUGUUUUCAUGGCUUCAAAAAAUAAAGAGUUUUUUUUUCAUUAGUGGAGAUUAAUUAAUAUUUGUAAAAAAGCAA
This is a messenger RNA of Magallana angulata, 1155 nucleotides long. RefSeq names its product exosome complex component RRP40-like. NCBI's taxonomy places the organism in Eukaryota, Metazoa, Mollusca, Bivalvia, Ostreida, Ostreidae. The record is from RefSeq and is a predicted model, not a curated record. The transcript is spliced from 4 exons. Gene Ontology annotation, biological process: CUT catabolic process; TRAMP-dependent tRNA surveillance pathway; poly(A)-dependent snoRNA 3'-end processing. Gene Ontology annotation, molecular function: RNA binding. Bases 22 to 732 code for a protein of 236 amino acids. Gene Ontology annotation, cellular component: nuclear exosome (RNase complex); cytoplasmic exosome (RNase complex).